AUGUCACCGAUAUAUUACGCCUCCGACUGGGACAGCUCUGUCAUAGUUAAUAAUUGCCAGGCGCGAAAGUGGGUUGAAGUGGAUUCAGAUGACCACUGGAAUAUAUUCUGGGCUUCCGUCACCAGCGCAAGGGCAAUUUUUAAUUCUGAAAGCGGAGUACGUCUACUCGAUGACCAGGUGAGAUUAAUGUCAUCCACUUACUUUCAGAUUAUAAACCACUUUCCGAAUCAGUUUGAACUGACACGCAAAGACCUGAUGGUGAAAAAUAUAAAACGUUACCGUCGCGUUUUGGAAAAGGAGUCCAAUAUCUUGGCAGCAAAAGAUGACCAGGGACGGUACUUGUACUUAGAUUUUAUUCCUACAACGUAUAUGCUGCCACAAGAUUAUACGAUUUUUGCAGAAGAAUAUAAAAAGAAUCCUCGGUUAACAUGGAUCCUAAAGCCAAGCAGCAAAGCCCGUGGAGAGGGAAUUCUUUUAGUGAAUCGUCUGUCGCAAGUUAAAAAAUGGGCGAAGGAAACCCAUUCGGUUUAUUCCAGAGAUACCUGCCACCUUCCACAAGUUCCUCGCGAAACUUAUGUAAUCUCGCGCUACAUUGACAAUCCUCUUCUGAUCGGCGGUAAAAAGUUUGAUCUACGUAUGUAUGUCCUAGUGACAUCUUACAGGCCUCUAAAGUGCUAUGUUUAUAAGCAAGGCUUUUGUAGGUUCUGUACAGUAAGAUAUGACAAAAAGGAAGCUGGCCUAGGCAAUGUGUUUAUCCAUUUAACUAAUGUUUCUGUGCAGAAACAUGCCACUGAAUACAAUUCAAAUCACGGCGAGAAAUGGAGCAUUGGCAACCUUCGACAAUGGUUGGAAGGAACAAGGGGUAAAAACGUUGCAACGAAAUUAUUUAACGAAAUCUACUGGUUGAUUUAUCACUCGUUAAGAUCAGUUGCCAAGGUCAUCAACAACGACAGGCACUGCUUCGAAUGCUACGGAUACGAUAUUAUUAUAGACGAUAAACUGAAACCUUGGCUAAUAGAAGUUAACGCAUCGCCCUCGCUUACUUCGACUACGGCGAGUGAUCGAAUUAUGAAAUACAAAUUGAUAAACGACGUUUUAAACAUUGUAUUACCGGCAGGAGUGAUACCAGACGUAAGAAACUGUAGACCCAUCGAUGAAAACCAAUUGGGAGAAUUCGAAGUUCUCUACGAUGAGGAAAAGGCAGCCGAAGAUAUGGGUGGUGAAGGUCGGAUGAAUCAUCCUCUGUCAGUUAAACUGCAUACAUCCGUCCCGCAAGUAGUCAAAAAUAAACGUGUGUGA
Messenger RNA from Dibothriocephalus latus, 1299 nucleotides. NCBI's taxonomy places the organism in Eukaryota, Metazoa, Platyhelminthes, Cestoda, Diphyllobothriidea, Diphyllobothriidae. The record is from the annotation of a GenBank genome assembly.